This is a messenger RNA of Oryza sativa Japonica Group (Japanese rice), 1302 nucleotides long. RefSeq lists its product as uncharacterized. Gene Ontology annotation, biological process: blue light signaling pathway. NCBI's taxonomy places the organism in Eukaryota, Viridiplantae, Streptophyta, Magnoliopsida, Poales, Poaceae. The record is from RefSeq and is a predicted model, not a curated record.
CGCGCUACUGGUGGUUGCGGGUUGCGCUCCGAUCCGCGUGCGCGCUUGCUUGCUAGUAAGCGCGGAGGCAGGCAGGCAGCAGGCCACGCUCCCCUCGCAGCCACCAUGCAUAAGCGUCGCCUCCGUCUCUCCUCUCUUCUCCCCUCUCCUCGUAACGUGUCCGCUUCUUCCCCCACCCGUCCCCCACCACCUACUACCCUGAUCUUUUCCCCCACACGCGAGGCGAGAACUUAUAUCACCGGCAAAGGAAGGCAGCCGGGAGCCGCUGCUGCUGCGGUAGCUAGCUUGCUUGCCGUUCGUUCGUGUGUGUGUGCGUGUGCGUAAGCUUAAGAGGUUGAUUGGCUAAGCUAGCAAGCCGGCCGCAUGGCGACUUCCGGCGACGUCGAAGAGGUGCCGGAGCCGGGCAUGGAUCACCCGGCUGAGCCAUGCAUGGGCGUCGGCGGCGACCAGCUGGUGCCGACGACGGAGGAAAUAAGCCUCCCGCUGGCGGCCGAGACGACGUCAGAUCACCAUGAAGCGGCACAGCUGGAGCAGUCCGCGGAGACGUCGACGUCAGAGUCGGAAUCAGAGGAGGUGGCCGCCAAGACGACGUCCGAUUCCAGUGAGGCGGCGGCGGUUAUUCCCAAGCACGCCGCGGAGGGUUCGUCGACGGCGUCAGAGGAGGAGCAGGUAGCGAAGAAGGAGCUGAAGGAAGCCGAGGAGGACGAUGGCCUGCAGGGCGAGAGCGCGCGGGAGAGGCUGAAGCGGCACAGGCGGGAGAUGGCCGGGAGGGUGUGGGUGCCGGACAUGUGGGGGCAGGAGAAGCUGCUCAAGGACUGGGUGGACUGCGCCGCCUUCGACCGCCCGCUCGUGCCGCCCGACCUGCUCACGGCGCGCCGGGCGCUCGUCGCCGAGUGCUGCGCGCGCCGCCCGGACCGGACGACGACGCCGCCCGGACCGGACGACGACGCCGCCCGCCAGAUCCAGCCCUCUCCGGGUGCAAAAAAGCUGCUCCUGAUUAUCGAGCUUGAUUACUAGCAGCGCUUCAAUUCGCCUCCAGCUUCACUAGCCAUAUUAGCUAGCCGCGUGCAUACGCCUUCUUUUUUUGCUCAAAUAAGAGAUAUUACCCUUCUUGUUUCCGAGUUGUGAAGGUCCUUUUUUUUUCCUGUUCUAAACUUCUAAUUCUGAUGAUAGUGUGAAUUACAUUUACUGAUUUACACAUAUAUGAGCUUUCCCUGCAUAAAGAAAGGGUUUUGUCAUGUAUAUAUGAGUUUGAUUAGAUUGUAUACCCUGCUAUCUCUAAUGAUGUGUUCCAGCUCGUCA